Messenger RNA from Aphanomyces astaci, 687 nucleotides. RefSeq lists its product as hypothetical. The transcript has 3 exons. NCBI's taxonomy places the organism in Eukaryota, Oomycota, Saprolegniomycetes, Saprolegniales, Verrucalvaceae. The record is from RefSeq and is a predicted model, not a curated record. The coding region runs from base 1 to 687 and encodes 228 amino acids.
AUGUUCAAGCUGCGGUACAAGUCUGCUUUGGCUAGCCGAUUUGACUCCAAGAACAACUACGGCAAGCGAGUAGCGUACGUCAUGCUGGCGACCGAACUUAGCGUCGUCAUGCAGCGGGAAUUUACAGCCAAGCAAGUGCAAGACAAGCUGGCCAAGAUGAAGACAGAAUGGUCUCUCUCCAAGCCAACGCUGCCUGCUCCGACUGGGAACUCUCCCCAGACCCUACUGCCGCUGGAUUACGACGUAAUGCUUGAUUAUUGGGGGGAAAAGGCUGGCUUCCGAAGGGAGUCGCUUAUGAGCACUGACGAUGUCAGUGAUGAAGAAAUUUCAACGGACAAAAAUGACAACAAUCCCGACAAUGCCUCUCUCAGCGAUGACGAAAGGUAUGCUGGCGAGAAGGCUCAGCAGCCAGAGCAAAACAAAAUUAAGACGAAUGGGAAAUCAAAAAAGACCACGUCACCAUCAGAGUCCCUGGAAGCUGGAUUUACUGCCAUCAAGGAGGGAUUAAUGUUUUUGGGGUCUGCGAUGGCUCAACAAACACCUUCCCAUCAAGUCAUGGCUGCAGCGCCAACUCCUGCCACCCAGACGAUCUCUGUGACUACUCUCGACGACGUUUUGAGUACCAUAAAGGCUCAAUCAGACACCAUGUCCCAGGUCCUGUCGCACCUCAUUGCCAAAAAGGAUUAA